Molecule: messenger RNA, 993 nt
Organism: Leptosia nina
Lineage: Eukaryota; Metazoa; Arthropoda; Insecta; Lepidoptera; Pieridae
Source: the annotation of a GenBank genome assembly
AUGAACCAGCAAUGUAAAGUGUGCGGAGAGCCUGCUGCCGGUUUUCACUUUGGUGCAUUUACUUGUGAAGGAUGCAAGUCGUUCUUCGGGCGGACGUACAACAACCUGUCCUCGAUAUCGGAGUGCAAGAACAAUGGCGAGUGCGUCAUCAAUAAAAAGAACAGGACGGCGUGCAAGGCGUGCCGCUUGCGAAAGUGCCUCCUCGUCGGCAUGUCGAAAUCUGGAUCGAGGUACGGCAGGCGGUCCAACUGGUUCAAAAUCCACUGCCUCUUGCAAGAACAGCAGCAGCAGCACAUUCAACACUUGCAAACUAAUAAAUCAGCGCCGACAUUUAAUGCAUCCAUCAAUCCCUCAUUUCUCCCAACGAAUCUUUUACCGGCCGCGGCGCUUGCGGAAUACUACAAGAAUUCAGAGAAGACGGGCUACACAGAAGAUGUGACGCGGCAGAGCGUAUCGCCGUCAGACUCGGGCGCUUCGUCGGCCGAUCCAGAAGAUGACAAUAGUUCCAGAAGCACCAGCGGCUUGAGUAUAUUCCGGCCUGCGUCAUCACCUAGUAGCGAUAAAGAUAUCCGCUUACACGCUAUAAGAAAUCAAAAUAAGGAUGUGAGGCGAAAGAAACCAUCCUUAGCACCAUUUGGAUUGUCACCACCUAUGUCCGCGGCAAGCUUUACUCCACGCAGUGUGCCAUUUAUGCCAUCUCCCAUUGGGCAGUUACGGCAGAUCCCAGCUAUGAGCUGGCAAGGUCGCAACGGAGGCGAUUUGCUCCUCCAUUCUCCAGCUGUUGCAGGUAUAGCUGUGGAACAAGACCAGCCGAUAGAUCUUUCAAUUAAAUCCACAGCUGUGCUCUUUAGAAGUCCUAAAAACGAAGAAGUCAGCGAUUCAGAACCUGAGCUCAGUAUUGACCUGAAUACUGAUAGCAAAGACAUGAUGAAGAACCCGCUGGAUUUGAGUCUCGUAUCUAAACGGACUGAAGAAGUGCCUUUAACGGGGUAA